Molecule: messenger RNA, 2952 nt
Organism: Anopheles coluzzii
Lineage: Eukaryota; Metazoa; Arthropoda; Insecta; Diptera; Culicidae
Exons: 1
Coding region: 304-1509 (401 amino acids)
Source: RefSeq, a predicted model, not a curated record
CAAAUGAAGCAAAUUUAGGUUAAAACGAUUUACUAGGCUACAUUGAAGUGAAUUUUAUAAUAAAACUGGAACUAAUUGUUUUUAUUAUUAACAAAUGAGACGCCUCACCUGUUCAAAGCUUUACCAUUCAAUUGUUUGCUUUGUGCAUGCUCAUUGAGCUCAAACCGUCCCUCUUCCCACGUUGGUUGCAACAUCCCCAGUCACUGAUUUGCUAUAAAACAUCAGCGAACGGCGCUGAUUGACACCACACCACAACCUGCAGUGUAGUGAACGGCACAGUUGCUCGCUUAAGAAGCUUUCAACAUGAGGUUGCUUGUCUUGACUAUCUGGAUCGGCUGCGUAGCUAGCACCUUCGGCGAGCAGUGCGUGAUUCAGCUGGUUCGGGGUAUGGUAACGCGGCUUCUGGGCCCGCACCAAGCCGCGCUAUCUUGCGACAAUCUGUGGUCCAAUCUGCUGCUGAGCUUUAACUUCACGCGGCAAGACCUGGUAGCCUGCCAGGACGGGGAGCUGCUGGUGCACCCACCCGAGCCGUACUUUUCCGACUGUCAGCAGCGGCUCGAUAGUGCCAAGCGGGACGCCGAAGCUGACAGGCGUGCGUUCACCGCGGAGAUGCAGAAGAAGAUACAGGUGAACCAGUGGGAAGCGGAUAGGUACGUACAAGAAUCGGACACAAUCCGGAACCAGCUUACGCGCCUCAGGGACGAGCUGCGGUCAACCUACCGCUCACUCGUGCUCAUGAGCGUGCAGGGCGGUGCUAGCAAGCAGGCGCUCAAGUACUACCACUACUAUCUGGAGGGCCAGCCGCCGGGCCAGCUGCUGAGCUCCAUCAUCGCAGCCGUGUACAGCGUGCCGGAGCACGCGCACGAGCGGUUCGAGUACCUGCUCGACUUUGCCCGCAAGGUGCCAGGGAACAGUGUGCGGCUGGCGUUCUACCACCAGAUCACCGCGGAGCUGCGACGGCAUCCCGAGCAGCGCGACAGCUACCUUGCGAUGAUCGCGGCCCUCGACCUGGGCAAGCUGGCCUUCCUCAGCCAAAAUGCCGAUGCGCGCCAGCUGUACCUCGGCCUGUUCAACCCUGCGCUUAAGCGCCUGCAGGCGGCUGUCAUCGCGGGCAGCUACGAUGAGAUAGUAACGUUCGCCACCGCCUAUCCGGACCACUUCGAGCAGAUUGCGAACCAGCUCUCGACGCUGGAGAGCGAAGCCUGGAACCAGGCGAACUUUGAGCGCCUGCUGCUGUACCCGAACCGGCUGCCGCUCGCCAAACAGCGGCUAGAGGCGUUCCGGAUGAUGCUGCUGCAGAUCAAUCAACGCAACAAGCACGAUUUUGCGCCACGGUUGACCAGAGUGGCAAAGGAGCUGGACAAAUGCGAGUCGUUUGUGAAGAGCGGUAGCAAAACCCAGCAGUCCGAUCUGGAGAAGCUCGUCGCGGUGAAGCGCAUGUUUGCGACCCGCGAUGCCAACAGAGACUAUGACCAUUAUCUGCAGGAAUCGAAAAAAAUAAUAGAAUAGCAUGGUCGGCCAUGUUUGUAUAUCCUAACACAAGCCCAUAAGCAAUUCCCACUGCACAAUACACGCUACACACUACAGGGGUUCAAUAAAUAUUCACAUACUGCAACGUCGCUUUUGCGAUUACGCUCAAUCUGUUACUCGUGAAGUACGGGUUGCCUACCAUUCAGGCGCUCCACCUUUGCCACAUUCGCGAUGCUCUGUUGCCCUUCGCCUGAGCAUUGUCUGAUUGUAUUAAUUUUAUUGUUUUUAUUUCUGGGCCUGUCCGUUUUAAUACUUUCACUCUCUUUCUAUUACCCUUGAUGCACACACACACAGAGAAGGCUUCCCGUCCCGGAAAGCCUCCAGUAUGCCGGGCCGGCCAGCCACACGCCGCCCACCCGGUAUCAUUAUUGUUUGCCAAUUGCCGGGCUGUCGUCAUUUCUUUCUAUCGGUGAAACGUUCACUCAACUUUGGCACAUUCUUCUACGGACUUCCUUCAUCCUUCCUGCUCCAACUGCCACUCCUCAACCGGGCAACACACUUGGCGGCAUUUUGGAAGGGCCCAACAAAAAAGGGAUUGUGGUAAUUUAUUGCGAUUUGAAAUUAAUUUAUGUCAUCGGUGAUAUUACUUCUCCCUCCAGCCGCUUCCCCCCUCUCCAACCCUCUUCCGGGUGCCAACAUUGUCUAGUCGCAAUACGGCUUCCUACACACGCACACACACACACACACACACACACACACACACACACACACACACACACACACACACACAGGCAACAAGAAACGUUCUACUGAUUUUAUACCGCCACAAAGCCAGAACCAGCGCAGGCCAGUCCCAGAAGAGUUUGUGGAUGCUUCAGAUGGUAAGAUGGCAAAAUACACACUCACACAUACACACAUACACACACACACAUCCACACGCUAUGGUAGCUCAGUGAAAUCGUAACGGACGCGAUUGUGUCGUACAGGAAAUUGGUUCAUUCGGUGAAAAUGAGCAGAAUCUUGAUUCCGAUCCGGACAGCUCCGGCAACGAGUAUUUCGUGGGUAUACUUCUUCUUCUUCUUCUUCUUUUUUGCCUGUCCCACAAAGAAGAGAGUCUCAACCCAGUCCAUUUCCAACGCAAUCUGUUUUUCCGUCCGUAUCCCCUGCUCACUCGCACACUCACUCAAAGGGAGAUCGAUAAUCGGCCAUUAAACUUUAAGCAAACCAUUCGGGCCGGCGUUGGUCCGUCCGCACCAUAAGGAAGUGAGCUACGGGGAAAGGUAAUAAAUCUUCGAUUUGCAGGCUUUUCCUCUUCCGCAUUUCUGGGCACUUCUCAAAUGUAACCGAAAACACCGGGACCGGGGGCGACCCGUUUUAUCCGCGCCGGAUCGGGGACGCUGGACCAGUGGAUUUCUUCGUCCGGGUUGGGCCGGCCUCUCCUCCUGCGGCACACCGCACGCAGCGGCUCCCCCCCCCCCCCCC